Nylanderia fulva is the source of this 2606-nucleotide messenger RNA. Its product is annotated as heparan-alpha-glucosaminide N-acetyltransferase. NCBI's taxonomy places the organism in Eukaryota, Metazoa, Arthropoda, Insecta, Hymenoptera, Formicidae. The record is from RefSeq and is a predicted model, not a curated record.
UGCCAAAUUGCCGGUGAAGCGAAGUGCGUUAUUGUUCGUCAACCGCAAUACCUUAUUGUAUCGCAGGAUGCUCGUGGCUUUGAUACGCAAUACUCCAAAACCUUGGGAAGGUCGCCGUUGUAAACACAGAGUAUAAUAAAAGAAAGUAUUAUAUGUGCCGGGUCAUUGCUCCGCGCGUUAAUUCUGCCAAGUCCCAGGCGCGACUAAAAGUUCAAAAUGAUUGGCUGCUCGAGGAGAAAGUCUCGAUUAAUCGCGCGGAUGCAUCUAUCAUGACUGUCGAUGCAGGAGUGCAUUAUUCGCUACAGUUUGUGUUUCCUGUGCUUCGUAAUAUUAUAGGAAAAUUAUGAGGAAAAUACGCAAUUGCGAAGAUAGUGAAUAAGUCGUUUGUCGAGUGCAAUCUCGACUGCCUGACAAAGUAAAUUCUCGUCUUGAAAUAAUAUAUAUCUUGAAAUUUGUUUUUUCUAUUUUUUUUUCUGUAUCCAUUGUAUUCGAGCGUGUUUGUCGGACUGUUAUUGUCAUUGUAUAGUUAUUUGCUAUGUAUAUAUUGUAGUGAAACUAGAAGAAUUUUUCAAACUAUGAUAAUAUUUUAACAAAACUUAUGGCAACAUGUCUACUGUGAAUCAAUAUAUUGUAACCAAUCCUUGUCUCGAUGCUAACAAAUCACUUGGAAUAGACGAAGCAUGUUUUAGUAUCAUUAGUGAAUAUAAUAGAUCAAUCACAUUAUAUUCUCAUCUAUUGGAAUGCUACUUGUGCAAGGAUGUACCACUGGUUUCUUUACCAGGAAAAAAGAAUACCACAUUAGUCAUCCCUACAAAAUAUCCUCUACAUAUAUUUUAUAAAGAUACACAUGAAGUGUGCCACACUACAUACAAUUUUAAAGAACAUGGAAGUUAUGGAUGGAAUAUUUCUGAAGAGCAAUUAUGCUCAGAAAUUUAUACAAUACGUCAACCAGUAAAUAGUUACCUUCCAAUAUUCACAGCUUUCAUGGUAUUUGUUCUGUUGAUGAUUUUAUAUGCAACUGUCAAAGUUAUUAUACGUGUGAUAAAAGGAAAAUUAUCUCCAGAUAAUAUACACGAUGAUUUGGAUAGACUUCAAGAAGCAGAGACAUCAAAUCCAGUCAUUAAAACAAACAGAUCUAGUACUAGAAUUCGUUCGGUUGAUACAUUUAGAGGGAUUGCUAUAUUGUUAAUGAUAUUUGUCAAUAAUGGUGGUGGCAAGUAUGUGUUUUUCAAUCACAGCGCAUGGAAUGGUUUGACAGUGGCAGACUUAGUACUACCUUGGUUUGCAUGGAUUAUGGGAUUAUCGAUUACUAUAUCGAAACGAUCCGAGCUUCGUGUAUCUAAUUCACGCAAAAAAAUUAUUUUGCGUUGCCUGCAGCGUGCAUUUAUCCUUAUACUUCUCGGACUGAUGUUAAACUCAAUUCAUACAGAUUCGCUAAAGAAUCUUCGUUUUCCGGGUGUUCUUCAAUUGUUGGCUGUAUCGUAUUUUAUAUGCGCGACAAUCGAGACUAUAUUUAUGAAGAUGCACUCUCAGGAUGAUUUGUUACAGUUUGGUCGAUUUACAAUUCUACGAGAUAUCUUGAACAAUUGGGCGCAAUGGUUGAUCAUUUUGAUAAUUGUAAUGACGCAUACCUUAAUCACGUUUCUCCUGCCUGUCCCGAACUGUCCAACAGGAUAUUUGAGGCCUGGUGGUUACUCUGAUUUCGGAAAAUUCCCAAACUGUACUGGAGGCGCAGCUGGUUAUAUAGAUCGACUUAUCUUUGGAAAUCAUAUCUAUUCCAAAAUAGAAAAUCCUGUGUAUGGUACCAUCUUACCUCACGAUCCUGAAGGUAUAAUGAACACUAUGUCUAUAAUACUUGUUGUAUACUUGGGAGUCCAUGCUGGAAAGAUCUUGUUACUUUACUACCAAUGCAAUGCUAGAAUAGUACGUUGGCUGUUAUGGUCAGGAGUCACGGGUAUUAUUGCUGGAAUAUUAUGUUAUUUUGAUAAAGAAUCUGGAGUGAUACCAGUUAGCAAGAAAAUGAUGUCACUUUCGUUUGUUUUAACUGUAUCCUGUUUUGCAUUUUUACUAUACGCAAUCUUGCAUUUCUUUAUCGAUUAUAAGCAUUAUUGGAGUGGAGCACCAUUUAUUUAUGCAGGUUUAAAUCCAAUUACUCUUUAUAUUGGACAUAUGAUUACAAAGGGGUUAUUCCCAUGGGCAUGGCAUUUGUCCCAUCCUACACAUUGGUCAUUCCUUGCUAUGAAUUUAUGGACUACAACUUUGUGGGGUAUUAUCGCAUAUUGGCUUUAUUGGAAGGACAUUAUUAUAUCUAUUUAAAAUUAUCUAUAAAAAAUAAUAUAAAAAUUGACCCAUAAGUAACAUAAAUUCGCGAAGGAUUAAGUAAAUUAUUGAAGAUUAUUAUACUUAAUGUGGAUGUACAAGCUUAUAGAAUUAUGCGAAUAAUGAAGCAAUUCAAAGUUGUGAUAAAAGAAUGACAAAAUGGAAAGAGAAGAUAGCUCUAUUGUAUAGAUUUGCGUAAAUCAUUGCUCAUUAACAGAUAAAAUAAUUUUUAUUGAAAGUAUUAUGGUGUUAAUUAAUUUUCUGAAUAAAAGUGUUUUAUAAACUUU